Oreochromis niloticus (Nile tilapia) is the source of this 2472-nucleotide messenger RNA. Its product is annotated as echinoderm microtubule-associated protein-like 1. The transcript is spliced from 7 exons. Lineage: Eukaryota; Metazoa; Chordata; Actinopteri; Cichliformes; Cichlidae. The record is from RefSeq and is a predicted model, not a curated record. The coding region runs from base 964 to 1896 and encodes 310 amino acids.
UGGACAGCUAACUCAUUAUGCUGAUGUACUUUUUAAUCAAACCAAAAUGCUUACUUAAUCAAAUUAGUUGAGCUUCUUUACGAUUUAUCCUCACAGCCCCUGGCAAACUGGAUAAGUACCCCUUCGGGAAAAGCACCCCUGGUAGGGAAUCAGAGUUUUUGUUGACUUAAGGAAGCAGAUUACGCAACUGAUCCCUGCUCCUUCUUGUAUAUUCUGGCUGAGCUCGACUGGGAAAUGAUGCUGUUCAGCUGACUCCUGUUUCACUGGGGGUUUUUUUUUUCUUAAAUCCUGUGCAACCACAAGUACGCAUUAGUUUUUAUUUGUCUCUGCCUCAUCCUCCCCGUUACUCAGAGUGACAUGCACUGUAAACUGUAACUCUGUGGAUGUGCAAGAUGUUUACAGCUUCACGGCACAAGAACAAGCAGCGUCUCAGGUUUAUCUCUGCUGCUUCCUCUCUGUGUCUAGAGCGCUGUUAGUGACAGGGGGCUUAUGUGUGGGGGCGGGGUCAAAGAGGCUCAGGCUGUGGGAUUAACAUUGUAGUCUGCACACACACACACAUGCAUAUACACACAGAGACACACACAUGCAAGUACACUUACACGUACACACAAUUUAGGCUGGAUUGGACGACUGCAGAGUUUUUAAGCAUUAUCAGCCCCGCCCCCACCUUCAUACACUCUCAUCCUGAGCAAAGGGCUUUAAGCUCUGUCAUACACAACUGCACAUCACAGAUUGUACCCUGCGACCACCAAGGAAACGUGAGAGGAUCUAAACACCAAGACCCUCAUCUCCUGCUGCAGAUGCUGUAAUACCAUUUGGAUGCUCUGAAAAAACAAAAGGCGGCUAAAAUACCAGAAAGGCUGAUCUUGUGUGUGUGUGUGUGUGUGUGUGUCUGUGUGCGACAUAAGUGGAGCAAAAGAGAUGAAAUCUUAGUGGACGUCAACGCCAACAGAUCAAAAUUAGAUGGAGGGAGAGCAGGCCCGUCUGAUGGGAGCAAGAGGAGGGACAAGGACUGAAAAAGUAUGCUCGCGAGAGGAGAGGAAGAGGAGGAAGAAGUCUGUAGGGGUGGAGGAAGGCCCUGCUGGCCUGCAGAAGCACCGUGACUGCUCUUCAGCUUCCAGCAUCUCCCAUGACGACCGCAGCUCGGCCAGCGGCCUGGAUGUGGCCGAUCGGCUGACAUAUCUCGAGCAGAGGAUGCAGAUGCAAGAAGAUGAAGUCCAGCUGCUGAAGAUGGCUCUGGCUGACGUCCUGAAGAGACUCAACAUUUCUGAGGAGCACCAAGCAGCUGCUGCUGCCGCUGCGGCUGGCAGGAGAGCACCGGGGGCCAAAGCCAGGCCAGUGUCUCUGGCUCUGCCCUCCAGAGCCCCCAUGGUGACCCCCAGCACAGCUUCUCUGAAGAAGAGCACCACGCUGCCCUCCAGCACCACAGCCAGGAACUACAGCCCAACACCACCCCGAAGUGGUGUGAGGAGCCCACCUGGUAGCGUGAAAGACAGUCCGUGUAAGACCACUAGAACACGACCCGCCUCUGCAGCCUCGAGCAGCAAGAAAGUUCAGGACAGCGGCAAACCCAGAGAGGCUGCAGUGAAUGUAGGGACCAGGCGUGUGACACACUGCAAAGUGACUAUGCAGAUCUAUCUGAGCCCCCUCACAAGAAAGACUGGGUCUUCUGAAGCAGCCAAGUCCGCUUCUGCGGUGCCCGCCCACAGCGUGCCCGCGCCCGCUCCUAAUCGCCCUCAGGCGAAGGGGAACGGCAAGCCAGAGGCGAGGAAAGCAACCCCAUCCUUCACCUUAAACCUCCAGAAGACCUCAAGCGGCCAGAGCGCAACGCAUGACACGUCCAGCUACAAGAGCCCCAUCAAAUCACCCAGCCAGUACUUUCAGAUUUGUUACUGACACGCAGGUGGACCACAGAGGACGACAGCUGCAGUCUUCUUCUUCACUUUUAAUGCACAAAUAGGGAAAAGUGUGGACAAUUUAUUUUUUCCAUCCCUGCUGCUGAGUGUACUAAAACCCUAAAACAAAUAUGUGAAAGCCUCAAUGAACCACUUGAAACUACAAAUACAGGUUUUGUUGCAAUUCAGCAAUUGGGACUUAUUUCUGAGGAUAGAGUGAAAGCUUUGAUGCAUUUGUAGCCACACCGCACAGCAUAGCAAUAGCUCCAUUUGUCGCACGCUGGUACCUGCACAGCGCUUCACCAAAGGCCUGUGUCCACCGCUAAUGUUUGUCUCUGUCACGCUGCGUGAGAAGUUGCCGAGUGCGUGGGCACCGAGUGUGCGAUGUAAGAGGGGGGCUGGUUUUUUGUUGUUGUUGUUGUAACUCGAUGUGUGCCAGCAAGUCUGUUUGCUGUGAUGUUUUCGGUUUCGUAGCUGAUGUCCCACCUUAGAUCCCACCUUAGAUUAUUUACAGUGUGUACCCAGAAAGUCUCAUUUUAAAUCAGGAGAAACAAUAAAAACAAACACUGUGAAAACA